AUGCCGGACCGGCAUAAGACAUACCGGCUUACGCUCACGCCUGCGACCGAGGCGGCGCUGCUGCGGCUGAAGGAGUGCGGAGAGAACAAGCAGCUGCUAUCCCGUUGCGCGCUGUGGUGCAGCGGCGAUGCCCUUGAGGCGCUCAUCGUGCUCCAGAAGCUGCGCUAUCCGUACCAGGUGGGCCAAGCUGGUGAGUGGGGUGAAUGCAUCUUGCCGGGGCCGUGGCAGGCGAUCGAGUUCGACGACGUUCAGUGGCGAGCGGUUGCUGUGAUGCAGGGCGCAUGGGCGAUGGCCGACAGUGCUCGCGCCUACAGCGCCUACAGUGGUCGCGCGAGCAGCUGCUGCGAGGAGGCGGGCAGCCUGCUCGACGCUCCCGCCGAGGUGACGUGCCUGGCGUCGACCGACGACAAGAUUGUCGUCGGGACGGCUGAGGGUCGCCUGCAGACCUGGCGGCUCCACGGUGGCGGCUCGGCGGUGCUGCACGCGGCGGCGCAGCUGUCCGCGAGCGCCGUCGACCAGCUGCAGCUGCUCCCCGCGGUAGGGAUAGUGCUCCAUCGGUGCUCAGGCGCCGUCGGGGCGCACGGGAUCGACGACCUCCAUCCUGCGGCCGCGAUACACCAGUCCCGCGCCACGCUCUUCGACGCGGACGGAGCACGGGCGCCAGUCGGCAGGCUGGCCGUGUGCGCGGGCCACUCGAUGGUAUGGGUGUACGAUCUCGAGGCCAAGCCGCAGCUCGUGUGGCGACGGGUGCUGCCCGAGCCGACUCGCGCGCUCCGCCUCGACAGCCAGUCCGCCCUCGCCGCGGGCGGCCUCGCGCCUCGAGGGCGAGGCGAGCGCUGGUGUGGCUCGUGGUCGUGCUUCAUCCUCUGUGCCUCGAGCGGCGCGCUGCUCUCGACACUGUCGCUGCAGCGCGCCGGAGCCGCCCUGCCGCCACCCUCUGCAGAGUGGCGCUGCAGCGGCAGCUUUGUGCCACCCUCCGACGCGGACGACGCGGACGACGCGGAGUGUCUGCUGCUGCUGCCGCCCCCCACCGCCGCGGCCGAUCCCAGGGGCGCUUGCGGCGCCUGGUGGAUUGCGCUUCGCCGCGGCGCGCUGUGGCGGGCCUCGGCACCGGACCAAGCGGGCGAGGCGAGCACAGAGGGCAGCUGCGAAGGGGGCGCUGCUCUGCUCCCGGGCCUGGUCCUGCUGCGUACGAGCGGCGCGCUCCUCCUCGUCCCCGUCGAGAGGAGCGGCGGCGGCGAGGCUCCCGCUGCCGGGGCGCCGCCGCCUGUCGAGUUUGGCGCUCCGCUGCUGAGAGUGGACCUCGACCCGGGGUGCUCCGCCCGGCCUCGCCUCGCAAUCGCGCACGGCCUCCACGCGGUCCUCGUCCGCGGUCGUUCUCUGCACGCGGUGCCGCUCUGCCGCGCGCGCGGCGGCUCCGCCUCGCCGCCCCACCCGCUCGACUGGGCGCGCUCGCAGCUCUUGCGGGACGUCGCCGCCGCCGACGAGGCGAGCCUGGACGAGAUCGACGCGCUCCUCCUCCGAGCGGCCCGCCUCGCCGCUGCCGUCGCCGCCGCGCUGCGCAAGUCGGACGCCCUCGCCGCGGCGUCGCCCCUGCCGACCGACGUCUUGCCCCCGCGGACCCGCCCCGCAGCGCCGCCGUUCGCCGCCGCCGGCGAGGGGAGCAAGGCGGCGGCGGCGCAGACCCUCCGGGCGGAGGAGUUUGUCUUUGGCGCCGCCGGCACGCCGCUGCACGCGGCGUGCGUCGCGCGCCUCGCCGGCGCGCAGCAGCGGCUGGUGCGAGGCGCGCUCGCCGCGGUGCGCGACGGCGGCGACGCGUUUGGCGUGCCCCGCGGCGCGCUCGAGAACAUGGGGGGCGUCGCCGAGCUCUGGGCCGCGGCGAGCGAGCCGACGGCGCUGCCGAGUGAGCGCGCCGCGGCGCUCGCGGCUCUGUGCGGCGUGGCCACUCGCGCGGUGCGGCUGACGAUUGGGCGCGAGGCGAGCGCCGAGGAGCUGCUGCCUUGCAUCGCCCACUCGAUGGCGACCGCCAUCGCGGCCGGAGACGCGCCCGAGCUGCUCGCCUCGCUGCGGCUGACGGCGCUGCACGUCUCGAGCGCCGCCGAGCCCAACGAGGAGUAUUGCGUCACCACCGUGCAGGAGCGGGUCGCUGCUGCGUGGGAGAGCAACCGCUCCGCUGGCCACUACAGCCUCCACCUCUACCCUGGUCAGCAGUGGGAGGCCGCCGCAGCGGCCUCCCUCGCCUCUGCUGAGGCCGCCGCCGCUGCGGCGAGCACACCGACCAAGGGCAGGAAGCGUCCGCAGCUGGGCCCAGGCCCGGCCACGAUGCCACUCGCGUCCGAAGAGGUGGAGGCGGCGGCGGCGGCGGCGGCAGGGCGUGCCGUCUCCUUCGGCAUCCCCUUCUCGGAGUGGUUUGCUUGUGCCGCUCUCGCGCCGAUCGCGCCGCUGGUGCUCUCCUCGCCCGAAGUGCUCCUAGCGCGGAUGAGCGCCGCUCUCGCCGCCGCCCGCCGCCACUCAGCCGAGGUGCGCGCAGCGCCGCCGCUGCUCCUGCUCGACCCGGCGGCCGGCGAUGGCGAGUACAGUGGCCAUUUGCCAGACGGCCUCGGCAGGCUGCCAGCGCUGCGUUGCGUCAAGGAGCUGGGAUGGCAUGCGGCCUUAGCUGAGCCCGAUCCAGUCGCUUUUGCCUCUCUCGCCGCCAACGCGGCUACUGCGGCGCCGGGCGCGGUCACGCUGAGGAAGUACGGGCUGCUGGCGCCGCAGAGCAGGCAGGACCCGCCGCAGAAGCGACGGCGCCGUCGGCGACCGGGGCGGCGAUCCCCUUUCCCGCCGCCGCCGCCUCCGCCUUUGCCGCCGCCGCCACCCGCCGCCGCCCUCCGCGUCGAGCUCACCCGGAUCGAGGCGCAGGUGAUGCUGCGCACCCUCCUCUCAAUGCGAGACGGGCCGCGUCCGUCGCUCCUCUACUUUCGGCACUCCUAUCUGGGGCCAAAGAGCUCUGCCAUUAUGCGUGAGACUUUAAGGCAGCAGGGGUACGAGGCUCAGUACGGCGAGUUCGCGCUGCGCUUAGGCUCAGACGGCCAGUUUGCGCUGCGCUAG
This is a messenger RNA of Emiliania huxleyi CCMP1516, 3090 nucleotides long. RefSeq lists its product as hypothetical. The record is from RefSeq and is a predicted model, not a curated record. Lineage: Eukaryota; Haptophyta; Isochrysidales; Noelaerhabdaceae. The coding region runs from base 1 to 3090 and encodes 1029 amino acids. The transcript has 8 exons.